Myotis daubentonii (Daubenton's bat) is the source of this 1804-nucleotide messenger RNA. RefSeq names its product forkhead box protein D4-like 1. NCBI's taxonomy places the organism in Eukaryota, Metazoa, Chordata, Mammalia, Chiroptera, Vespertilionidae. Gene Ontology annotation, biological process: cell differentiation; regulation of transcription by RNA polymerase II; anatomical structure morphogenesis. Gene Ontology annotation, molecular function: DNA-binding transcription factor activity, RNA polymerase II-specific; RNA polymerase II cis-regulatory region sequence-specific DNA binding. The record is from RefSeq and is a predicted model, not a curated record.
CUAAUGCGCAGAGGACCCUCCUCAUUGGUGUGUGCGGCAGGGAGGAAGUGGGAAUGCUGAGGUAGGACAAGAAGUGGUAGAAAGGGCAGGAGACUUCACAACAUAGGGACUCGAAGAAGCUUUAAUAAAAGGCAAAGCGCACCUUUGCUGGACUCGCGUAUUGUAUAGGAGGAGAAACCAGAAGUCAAGAACACCUAAAGCGUUCCUACUUUCUUAGAACACCCUUAAACCUGGCACCCGGCCCAGCCCACUGCAAGACAGGUGAACUGGCGUCCGUCCCGGGGGCUGCGGGACCUGCUCCUCCAUGAACCUGCCGGGAGCUGAGCGCCUUCGCCCCACGCCGCCGCGCAGCCUCCGGGGCUCCGAAGGGGAAGACGGCGAAAUCGAUAUUAUGGGAGAGGAAGAAGAUGAAGACGACGACGAGGAGGAAGAGGACCACGUGGAGAUCAAAGUGAGCCCAAAGUUCCUAGAGCCGCUGCACCUGCCGGAGCCCCCGGGGGCGCGGCAGGGCGCGGGCGCGAAGCCGGGAGAGGGCACCGAGAGCAGCAGUUGCCCAAGCGACUCCCCGGAGUUUGGCACCAAGUUCAGGGCCUCGACCGGGUCUGCGGCGGCCUCUGGAGACGCCCCUCAGCCCGCGAAGCCCCCCUACUCCUACAUCGCGCUCAUCACCAUGGCCAUCCUGCAGAGCCCACACAAGCGCCUCACGCUGAGCGGCAUUUGCGCCUUCAUCAGCGGCCGCUUCCCCUACUACCGCCGCAAGUUCCCCGCCUGGCAGAACAGCAUCCGCCACAACCUCUCGCUCAACGACUGCUUCGUCAAGAUCCCCCGGGAGCCCGGCCACCCGGGCAAGGGCAACUACUGGAGCCUGGACCCCGCCUCCCAGGACAUGUUCGACAACGGCAGCUUCCUUCGGCGCAGGAAGCGCUUCAAGCGCCACCACCAGCCCCCGGGAGCCCACCUGCAUCACCCCUUCCCCCUCCCCGUAGUGCCCGCUACCCUGCACGGUCCCUACCCCGGCCUGCUGCCUGGGUCCCCGGCCCCACCGCAGCCCGUCCCCGGGGCCUGCCUUGCCGCCACCCCCCGGAGCCGCCCGUGUGCUCUGCUGCACCCCCAUCCCCUUCGCUACCUGCUGCUGUCCGCCCCUGUCUACUCUGAGGCGCCAAGGAAAGUGCAAGGCGGGGACCUGGUGACCCCCGGCGCCGCCCUUCCAGCACUGCAGCCCCCACUGGGCUUCCAGCCUUGGGAGGGGGGCAAGGGGCUGGCAUCGAGGCAGGUCGGCGGAUGUCCCUCCUUCAGCAUCGAGAGUAUCAUGCAAGGGGGCCGAGGAGGGGGUACAGCGACCGCGCAGAAUCUGUCCCGGACCCCGUGGGGCUACUGUCACCUGCUGCAGCGCCCGCCCUGCCUGUUGCACACCCACGCUGCCGCCCCCUGGCUCCCCGUGUCCGCCGCCGCCGCAUCCACUGCCCGGAGGAUGUUGCAGCCGCAGCAGCAGCAGCAGCAGCAGCACCAGGACUGUGCCAGCAAAGGCGCCCUGCUGGGCCUGGGCCGGCACCUGUCCGCCGCCAUGGCGCUGCUGGGGCGUCAGCCAGGAGCGGAGGGCUCCAGGCACAUGUCCUGCGGAGUGGGGACCUCGCCCGCAUUUUGAGUAGCACCCGCCUCCUGCCCUGGCGCCAACUCCGAGGGGCGAACCGGGAGCCAAACUAGAGGGUAGAGAGACCCAGGUCUCGCUCUCCCCGCUGCCUGUCCUCGCGCACUCCACUUGCAAAGCCAGGACCAGGUGUAUGCAUUAGCAUCCCGCAGCAAA